UGUCAUUUUACCGCAAGGUUUCGGGAGGUUAUAGUUUUUCUAAAAUAAUGUAGAUUUAUUUAAAAAACACCGAGACAUAUACAUUUGAAAAAGAUUAAAAAUACAAAAGAGUACAUUGGGAAAAAAAUACUCGAAAAGUCUUACAUAAUUUCAUAAAGUGAGCUGCUACGGAAUAAGACGAAAAGAUGUACUCGAGACUUCAAACUAAUGGAUGGAGGAGGCUUUACAACCGGCUUGUGACGUCAGACAGCCGCCAGAGCAGCUCUAGUGUCCUGAAAAAGAAAGAAUAUGUCUCUAAAAACAUACAGCCAGGAAAGACCGUAUAUGGGUUUAUUUGCACUGAUAUAGAACAUAUUAAAGAGUAUAAUAUGACUGCUUACCUCCUCACACAUGAGAAAACCAAGACAGAAUACUUGCAUUUAGAAAGAGAUGAUCCAAACAAUGUAUUUUCAGUCGGAUUUCGAACCACCCCUCAAGAUUCCAUGGGGACUCCGCACAUUUUGGAGCACACAGUUCUAUGUGGCUCAGAGAAAUAUCCGGUUCGAGACCCUUUCUUCAAAAUGUUAAACCGGUCUCUUGCCACAUUCAUGAAUGCUCUCACUGGUCCAGAUUAUACAUUCUAUCCGUUCUCUUCACAAAACGAAGUAGACUAUAGAAAUCUGCAGAAAGUAUACUUAGAUGCAGUCUUCAGACCAAACCUGGCAAGAAUAGACUUCUUACAAGAAGGCUGGAGACUAGAACAUACAAAAUUGGAUGACAAGACAUCUCCUCUAGCAUUUAAAGGAGUAGUGUACAAUGAAAUGAAAGGGGCAUUCUCUGAAACAAGUUCGGUAUUUGGACAGAAGUUUAUCAAUGCUAUAUUACCGCAAGGUACCUAUGGAUAUGUUUCAGGAGGAGACCCAUUGCACAUUCCAGAACUGACACAUGAGCACUUGAAAGAAUUCCACGCAACCUACUACCAUCCUAGUAAUGCCAGGAUUUACUCUUAUGGAAACUUUCCCUUGGAAACCAAUUUAAAGUUUCUAAGUGAGCAAUAUUUGAAUAAAUACACAUUCCUAGACCCAACAAACACUGUUGUUCAGAAACAACCACGCUGGAACGAGCCAAGAGAAGCCGAAAUAGCAUGCAGAGUAGACCAAUACGGAGGACCUAUUGAUAAACAGAACCAGAUAGCCAUUGGUUACGUCAUGUCUGAUAUAACAAACAUUUAUGACACAUUUAUGUUGACUGCACUUGCGGAGUUGAUGAUAAUCGGCCCAAAUUCAGCAUUUUACAAAAGCCUAAUUGAGAAAAACAUAUCUGGAGGUUACAACAGUUUGACUGGUUAUGAUAAUCAAAUAAGGGAUACAUUAUUUGUUAUUGGACUGAGGGAUGUUGAAAAAGACAAGUUUCCCAUAGUUGAAAAAAUUGUUAACCAAACACUUGAAGAGAUACAUGAGAAGGGAUUUGAAAAGGAUCACAUUGAGAGCGUAUUACACGGCUUUGAGCUGUCCAUCAAGCAUCAAUCGCCGAAAUUUGGAUUGAAUGUACUGUUCAAUCAAAUGCCAUUGUGGAAUCAUAAUGGCCCAAUCUUAGGUGCUAUGAAAGUCAAUGAAUUGCUUGCACAACUAAAGACCAACCUGAUGAAACCGGCUUACAUCAAAGGUGUGAUAGAACAGUACUUUAUCAACAAUAAACACAAGUUGACAAUGAAAAUGGUGCCCAAUCCACAAUUCGACGAUAUAUUUAAUACAGCAGAAGCAAAAUCACUCCAGUCGAAAGUAGAAAAGUUGACUUCAGAACAGAAAGAGCAGGUAUUCUUGGAGGGCUUCGAGUUGGCGAAAGCCCAAAAGAAGCAGGAGAACUUAGAUGUGUUGCCCUGUUUGAAAAUAGAUGAGAUCACUUUAAACAAAACUGCUCCACCACUAAAACACACAGUGGCUGGCACUAUCCCGCUGCAACUUUGCGAAGGAAACACUAACGGCGUCUCGUAUUUGAAAGGCGUCCUAGGCACAGAUUGUCUUAACGAAAGUCAGAGAAAACUCCUACCUUUCUUCAAGUACGUUUUGGACAAAUUCGACACAAAGUCAUACAACUACAGAGAUUUUGAUAAGUACGUAAGCAAAACUACUUCUGGAUUAAGCAUCUUAAUGCAUAUAACUGAACAUAUCGACCAACAGGAGCAGUUUGAACAGGGUUUGCUCAUCGGAAGCCAUUGCCUCGACGACAAUCUCCCGAAAAUGCUCGAUAUCUGGGCAGAAAUAUUCAGGAAACCCAAUUUUGAGAAUAAGGAGAGAAUGGGAAUGUUGAUGAACAACUAUUGCUCGUCGUUGACGAGCGGCGUAAUUGACAGUGGUCACACGUACGCCAUGCAAGCAGCCAAGUCGCUAGUUUCAUCAGCAGAUGAAUGCAAAGAGAAUCUUAUGGGCCUCCAUCAUGUUAUGACCAUGCAGCAAAUCCAAAACAACCUAAAAAUCGAAGAUAUUCAAGGUACAAUUGACGAAAUCGGAACUCAAAUCCUAAAAGGCUCGAACUUAAGAGCCACAUUCCAUUAUUCGAGUGACAACAAAAACCUCCAUUAUGUCGACAAGUUCAUGAAAUAUCUGUGCCCAGAUGAAACCCAAAAGGAUGUCAACCGCAUUAACUGGACAGAUUGCCAACCCAAACCGAAAGACAAGAAAGGAUUACACAUUUCCAUGAAUAUUCCUGUCAACUUCUGCGCGAAAGUCAUUCCUACAGUUCCAUAUACUGACCCUGAUUACCCGAAACUUAGAGUGUUAUCAAGAUUCUUGACGUCGAAAUACUUGCAUCCGAUCGUAAGAGAAAAGAACGGUGCUUAUGGCGGUGGAGCGAUGUUGUCUGUGGACGGAAUCUUCAGCUUUUAUUCAUACAGAGAUCCGAAUUCCCGCGUAACUUUGGACGUUUUCGACAAAACGGCUGACUGGUUAGCAGAAAAUACGAAAUUAGUUGACGACCAGAACCUUUUCGAAGCGAAGUUAUCCAUCUUGCAACAAAUGGAUCAACCAAUAGCCGAAUACAUGAAAGGAGUCGACUUAUUCCUUUAUGGAUUAUCAUACGACAUUUGGAAGACACAAAGAGAAAGAGUGCUAAGCGUCACAAGCGAGGAUCUGAUCACUGUUUGCGCUAAGUACUUGAAAUCCGACAAGUGGGCAGGCAAAUGCGUUAUCGGCGAAGGCGCAUCACAGUUGGACAAAGAAGGAGAAACUUGGGAGAAAAUAAGCGGACCACAGCAAGAAGUGGCUCAGGUGAACUGAAUAAUUAUGUUACCUUAAGCUGGACAUUAGAGAAUUUUAGUUAUGUUUCGAAACCCCUUCACGAAUGUUCUUUGAAACCGAACAAGUCAAGUGGACAAUUUUGUUUUCGGAAGUCGGACUUAUUAGUUUACAAAAAGUCAAGAAAAGGAAUGACUAAGUAAAACUUUGCUAAGCUCAAAGCUUCGGUUAAAGAAAUUAUUGUUCGAUGUAUUAUUUGGAAUAUAAACUAGGUGUCUAUAUUUUGACAUGUAAAAAGAGGAAGUAUAGAAGCAUUUUCCGGGUCUUUGAUUUGUGUGUCUGUUUUCGACAGUGUGUAAGUACAGUUCGGUGUAGGAAAUUGUCAUCAUAGGUAGCCCCGAAAACUAAGCAGCUUUUAUAGAAGUUCAGACGAAAAAUGCAUUAUAAAUUCUAUUUGGGACUUAAGUUUCUAAAGUCUAUUGUGCUUUUAGUGUCGAUUUCUCGACACAUGAACUGUAUUUCAACUGCAAUGUAACUGCCAAAUAAUGAAAUGCAAUUUUAUUGCAAGCCGGUGAGAACUUAUCACUGUUAUUUGAUAGUUGCAUUGUAGUUUAAAUACAGUUUGUUUAUCAACUUCCAUUCUGGUAUUUUGGAAAUGUAAUAUUUUUGUAAGGAGUGUGCUUUAUGUAGAUGGUAUUGUAAGCUCUUAAUUAUCUAAAUGUUGAACAGAUGACUAGGUAUUUAUUGAACUUGAUGAACGAUGAUUAUUUUAGAAAGUUGAGACUGUUAUUAAUAAAUAUUUUUGAGUUUA
Pectinophora gossypiella (pink bollworm) is the source of this 4023-nucleotide messenger RNA. RefSeq names its product presequence protease, mitochondrial. Bases 186 to 3254 code for a protein of 1022 amino acids. Gene Ontology annotation, molecular function: metal ion binding. Gene Ontology annotation, cellular component: mitochondrial matrix. NCBI's taxonomy places the organism in Eukaryota, Metazoa, Arthropoda, Insecta, Lepidoptera, Gelechiidae. Gene Ontology annotation, biological process: protein processing. The transcript has 2 exons. The record is from RefSeq and is a predicted model, not a curated record.